AUGGCGUGGUACUGUUCCGGAUCCACCAACACCGAACUCAUCGAGAACCUCUUCAAGGCUGAAUUGAUCAAAAAUCAGCGUGUCAAAGAGGCCAUGCUAGGUGUCGAUCGAGCCCACUACGCACCCUCCCGCCCAUACUCCGAUUCCCCCCAAUCCAUCGGCCACGGCGCCACCAUCUCUGCUCCACACAUGCACGGACACGCCUGCGAGUACCUCAUCGACCAUCUCCACCCGGGCGCCCGCGUUCUCGACAUCGGAUCAGGCUCGGGCUAUCUCACUCACGUUCUGGCCAAUCUGAUCACCAGUGGUCCAGGCUCGGAGCAGGAGAAGGAGCAGGGCCGAGUCAUUGGAAUCGACCAUAUUCCUGAACUGGUCGAGCUCGCCCGAUCCAACAUGAACAAGUCCAAGCAGGGCCAGCAUCUCCAACAAUCAGGACAAGUCAAGUUCAUCACUGCGGACGGACGACUGGGGUGGAAGGCUGAGGCGCCCUAUGAUGCGAUUCACGUGGGUGCGGCGGCGGAGGAGUUGCACCCCGUGCUGAUUGAGCAGUUGCGAGCACCGGGCAGAUUGUUCAUCCCCGUGGAGUCCAAGUCGGAGGGGGAUGGGACCAGUUUGAGUAGUUUGGGAAUAGGUGGUGGUGGACAGUACAUUUGGGUGGUGGAUAAGAAGGCGGAUGGAUCGGUGCAGAAGAGGAAAGUAUUUCAGGUGAGCUAUGUGCCGUUGACGGAUGCACCGCGAUAA
This is a messenger RNA of Penicillium oxalicum, 741 nucleotides long. Its product is annotated as protein-L-isoaspartate O-methyltransferase. The record is from RefSeq and is a predicted model, not a curated record. The transcript has 2 exons. The coding region runs from base 1 to 741 and encodes 246 amino acids. NCBI's taxonomy places the organism in Eukaryota, Fungi, Ascomycota, Eurotiomycetes, Eurotiales, Aspergillaceae. Gene Ontology annotation, cellular component: cytoplasm. Gene Ontology annotation, biological process: protein modification process. Gene Ontology annotation, molecular function: protein-L-isoaspartate (D-aspartate) O-methyltransferase activity.